Messenger RNA from Dalotia coriaria, 1093 nucleotides. RefSeq names its product transmembrane protein 53-A. The transcript has 4 exons. The record is from RefSeq and is a predicted model, not a curated record. Lineage: Eukaryota; Metazoa; Arthropoda; Insecta; Coleoptera; Staphylinidae. Bases 76 to 981 code for a protein of 301 amino acids.
CGAUUUUCCGGCGGCAGUGGCAGCGGAGGCGGUCAAGGCGGCGCCAGUGCCGCCGCCGGCAGCCGCAGUCGGAAGAUGGACGGCGGGCUGUCACGUGUCGCCCGCAUCGCCGACGAGGCGGACGCCGGCCUCGAGUAUCACAUCAAGUUCCCCACGUCCAAGUACAAUGACUACGUCUUCGUGGUGGACGAGGACCGGCUGCCGGUGGUGUUGCUCUUCGGCUGGGCGGGUUGCCAGGAUAAAUAUCUCGCCAAGUAUUCGAGGAUCUACGAGGAGCGAGGAUUAAUCACCCUACGUUACAUAGUCCCUAUAAAAUACCUGUUAUGGAAGCGUUACCAUGUGAUCCGCAUCGGACAGAAACUAGUCAAGCUCCUCUACGACCUCAACUUCGACGGCCACCCUAUAAUCGUCCACUGCUUCUCCAAUGGCGGCGCAUUUCUCUACCAGAACUUCUCCAUGGCGUUAGAAAACACUCCUAAACAAAUACAAGUUAAAGGCGUCAUUUUCGAUUCGAGCCCCGGCCGCCGCCGCAUGUUGAGUCUCUACAAAGCAAUCUCGGCCAUCUUGGGUGGCAACUGUCUGUACAACACGACGAUGUCGUUCCUCUUCACGUUCUUCUGCUCGAUGAUCUGGCUGUGGGAGGUCGCGCAGAAAUACAUCGGCGGUGCGGAGCGCGACCUGGUGGCUGAUCCCUUCGAUCGUCUUCGCACUGAACCGCACGCAUGGCCACAGCAUUUCAUAUACUCCGAGGCGGAUGAUCUCAUAUCGCACAAGGACGUGGAAACUUUCAUCCGGCAUCGUGAGAGUAUCGGGAUACGUGUGAGCGCACUGCGGUACAAAUCCAGUCCGCACGUGAAGCACCUCAGCCAUCACAAGGAGAGCUACGAAGCGAGCGUGCUCGCGUUCGCGAACGAAUGUCUACGUGACGCCGACAUGAACGACGAAGUACGCCUGGCGCCCCCUAGCGACGGCGCAACGUAAUCAAUUAUUGAAACUGUUUCUUGUUACUAUAGUGAUAUAAAUAUUAAACGUACACAAAAUACUAAACUAAACAAAAUAAAAAAUCGGGCGGAGCUUAAACAUUUACAACCCA